Molecule: messenger RNA, 5003 nt
Organism: Pogona vitticeps (central bearded dragon)
Lineage: Eukaryota; Metazoa; Chordata; Lepidosauria; Squamata; Agamidae
Gene: CAPS2
Product: calcyphosine 2
Molecular function (GO): calcium ion binding
Source: RefSeq, a predicted model, not a curated record
GCCUGGGAGACUUCAGGCAGGAAGUGACGCUCCUAAAUAUUUUAUUUAUGGAACGCCUUUGAUUUACAUGCGUGUAAGGAAAGUUGUGGGGAAAAGGACUGGCCCAUUUUUUGUCUCCUGAAAAAGCCUCUUUUUAAAAGUGAUGUCUGCGUAACCCUAGGAGGGCUGCGAUCCUGCGCCCGCUUCGUUGGGAGGAAAUCCACUAACAGUGGCGGAAGGCCACGAAACCCACCCACCCCCAAUCUUCGGAAGGGCGAAGCAAAAACACGGAUGGCCGCCCGCCCCACCGGCUGCCAAGGAAGUUGUGGAAAGAGCGCAGGGCGUGCGCGGCAAACGCGCCCUCGGGCGGCGGACGCGCAACCGGAGCCGGGGCCGCGCAAGUGGGUUGGGCGGGAGGAAGUACCGCCGCAGCCGUUGCUUGCAGGAAAGAUGGAUUUGGAGGUUAAAGGAGUUGCAGCAUCUCCACGAAGGCAAGCACCUCUGUCGUCAAGGGAAAAUAAAAACACUCAAGGCUGGAGACCACGUACAAAAUCAAGUCAUGGUCCCCGACCAGCAGAAGUUCCAUGCCUUGACCUUGGAAAGUUGGGAGAUUCAGAGGAUGAGGAUGGAGACACCUAUGCACCAUAUAGUGCUGGGCAGUCUCAUACUGGUCCUCUACUGUCAUCUUCAACUAUCAGCUGGGGUACUCCAUUACAGAGUCCCUGUGCACAGCGGUGUAACAUCCAACAGACAGCAAGAAACCCUGAUUUGAAGAAAUAUGAGCUUGCUUUCUCAGAGGAAAAGAUAAUACCUGAAAAUCUGCCGCCACCAACAGACAGAUACAAACUGAAGUAUCAGCAGUAUGAAGCUGAAAUGAAAGAUGGAUAUAAACAGUAUUCUCAAAGAGCUGCAGAAAAGAAAGCAAAUAACUAUCAUCCUCACAAACCUCUAGGAAAAACAGAUGACAAGAAGGAUUUAGAGCCUGAAAAUAAAACAGAUGAUGAACUGACACUUCUUGAUGAGAAAGCACUUCUGCAGCAAUGCUAUACAAAUGACCCUUACACAGUACAACAGAGCAUAAGAAAACUGGAAGCAGAAGAUGUAGCAGCAGAGAGAAAAAAACAAACUGUAGUGGAACAAGUGAUGAUAGACCAGUUAUCUAGAGCUGUGAUAAGUGACCCAGAGCAAAAUGUAAAUGGUGAUACAUAUGGGACAGAUUCUAUUCUUCCAGGAUUAAGGACAGCACCUUUGCGCUUUAGGAAAAGAACAUUACAUGAAACAAAAAUAAAGACUAAGUCAGCAUUAACUGAAAAUAUGCUUUCCAAUAAAUUGCGCUUUGAUGGUAGAUUAAUAUCAAGAAAUGGACGUGAUGCUUGUCGAGAACUCAUCGGAUUUUUCUUUAUGUAUGACAAAUCUCUUACUGUAUAUGAAUAUCGACAAUUUGGUAAAAAUAGGACAAAUGCUCUACCUUUUAUUCAAAAAGGAGUUUAUAGCCAUCAGCGUGGACAAAGAAAAGGAAAACAAUAUUGUCUUAAUGAUUUCUAUGUUGGAGCAGACCUAACUUUUCUGAGCCUUCAUCAUCCUGGCCUUCAAGAAAGUAUUAAAAGGAAACUAGUAUUUACAAUCCGUGUCACAGAUAUUGAUGAAACUGCUAGAGCUUUUCUCAAGACUUUUGAUCUGGAAAAUGAAGAACAUCCCAUCAAUCAGGAAGGUGAUAGCAAGGAUAUUUUUAGCACGGUUCAAGAAAAGUUAAGAGAAAAACUAAACAAAAGAGGAGUUCGUAUUGUUACAGGAUUAGGAAAAUACUUUCGAGAACUAGAAAAAAAACAAAAUGGAAUUCUUACGAAAGAAGACUUCAGGCAAGCACUGAAAACGUUUCAUCUAGACAUUUCUGAAGAGGAUUUUGAAUCUUUGUGGCUAAUACUUGAUGGCAACAGUAAUGGGGACGUUGAUUAUGUUGAUUUUACUCGUGCUGUUCUUGGAGAAAUGAAUGAAUACAGAAAAGCAUUCGUCAGAAAAGCAUAUAUGAAACUGGAUUAUAACAAGACUGGCAGCGUGCCUAUGAUUGAUAUAAAGAAAUGUUAUUGUGCUAGAAGACAUCCUCAAGUCUUAGCAGGUAAUGCAACAGAGGAAGAAAUUAAAUCAUCAUUUCUAGAAACACUGGAAGAUGCCUGCAGUAAUCCUAAUGAAGUUUCAUUUUGUGAAUUUGAAGAUUAUUAUGAAGGAUUAAGUAUAGGAAUAAUGGAUGAUGAUGAUUUUGUUAACAUCUUAAAGAAUCCUUGGGGAAUUUAAAAUAUAAUGGCUGGAAUCUUGUUGUGCAGUUAUGCAAAGGUGCAACUUUUAGUGAUGACUUAGGAAUUUCUAUAGACAUUAUGCAUUGCAUGCUGAAUCACAUGACUUGGCAUGCAACAGAUAAUGCCUAUAGAGAUUUGUUAAAUUUGCAUCUACAAGUUACAUCAUUUGCAUGACUGUGUGACAGGAUUUCAGGCAAUGUUUUGAUAUGGGUGAGGAAGUGAACACUAGAAUGAGACAUAUUAGCUUCUUGAAUGAAAUGUUUAAAAAAUUGACUUGAAAAGUCUCAUUAUCUUUCAGUGAACAUUUUACAGUGUUGUUUGUUCACAUUCUUCUAAAUGUAUAUACUCUCCAGAUGAAACUUUUAAACAAAAUUUGGAAUAUCUUUCUGCUUCUCAAAGAGCUAGUAAUAUGUACCCUUAAUUAAAAAAAUGAUUAGUAUCCUAUUGCUAGUCUUAGCUGCAGAGUAAACUCAUUGAAUCAACUGAUGAUAACUCUACAAUUAAAGUAAAUCCAACAGAGUCAAUGGGUCUGACCUAGUUGGGACUAUCAAUAGCGUACUGCCCAGUAUAUUAAUACAAGGGUAGGUGACACUUUAUUAGACCACUAAAAUAUCAUAAGUAGAAGUUAGCUUUUUACUCCAUUGGAGUCUUCAUCAGUCUGAACAUUGCAGAGUUUGGGAUGGUGCAAAAAGAAGAAGAAAAUUUUUCUGACUCCAUGCCUGUGGUGUGUGGGCUAGAUUGAGCUCAGAAUUGGUAGGUUUCAGAUUUCACCACUGAUGUAAAUUAGAAUGUCCCUAAUGUCUCCAAAUGUGUUAGAUAAAGAACUGUCAAUAACUCAGACCCUCUACCUUUAUAUUGAAACAUAUGGCUCUUUUUUUGCUGGGAAUAGGGCACAUAGAAAUGUGGCUAGGGGUUGAGUUAUUGGCAGUUCUUUGUCUUAAUGAGCUUGUUGGGAGGGGGCAUAUUCCAGCUAUUACAUCAUGUGAUUGCCAGAAAAGGAGUGAACCAGCCCAUCCGCACAGCAGACCAAACAGUAGGCUUUUUGCUUGCUAAAUCAGUGAAUUGUGGAAUUGAGUGCUAAGUCAAAAAAUGUAUGAUCCUCCUCCUUCUCGUUGUUGUUAUUGUUGUUGUUGUUUCCACUUUUAUGAUGCCCAGUUAGUGUGAAGCGCUACUCUGGGUGGUUGACAGCAAUGAAAAAGUACACUUAUAAAACAAGAAACAUCAUCAUCAUCAUCAGCAGCAGCAGCAGCAGCAAAAUCAAUAAACCAUCAUAAAUAGAAGAAUAAGGGCAGCAGGAAUGGUCAAACAGUAGGAUAGAUUUGAUAGAUUCAUUACAGGUUGGUAGUAAACACUUUUAACCUCUUGAAGGUAGAAAGGGAGGGGGGCAGAAAAAACCUCAAAACAAAUACUGUACAGGGGAGUGCUGUAUCAAGGUUAUAAUUCAUAUAGAUCAGAGAAUUGUAAUUUCCUACCUGUCCCUGAGGUCCAAUCUGUAUGAGAAGCCAAUUUUAUAGUUUUUUAAGGUGAUAAACAUUUUCCCUCCACAGAUGAAUUUCUUUAGAGCUUCAUUCCUGUACAAGCCUAUGUUUGCAUCCUAAUGACUAAUCACAAAACAAAAACAAGCCAUGUUUUUGCCAUGUUCUGCAUUCAAAAAAUAUUGUACCAGUAUAAGCAAUCAUCAUUUACCUACAAAGGGAGCUCCCCUUCUAACUAUACUUUACUGUAUCAUAACGUUUGACCUUGAGAAUCCACACUUCAGAAUUCUAUCGGUGCAUCUGUUGGUGAUUGCUUUCAACCCUUUACUAUAUUUUUGCAUUGCUACCAGCCAAUUAAUGGACAGGUCUUAGAUCUUUUCAGGGCAUUUUAAAAGCUAACCUUGCUAUCUAAUCUUAGGAAAAUGUACCUAAACUGACUAGCAUCUCACAGUAGCAGUAAGAGUAUAAUUAAACAUGGACACUGAAAUUCAUACAUAUUUAACACUAAUUCACAUAACUCAUUUUGUUUCUUAGCACUAAGGCAAUAUCUACCCAUAUACUCUCUUAAGAUUUUCUAAGAUACAUUUCAUUUUAUCACAAAAAUGUAUUUCAUUUUAGGCAGCAUAACUAUUCUAAAGCAAUAAAUUUUGAUCUAAAAACACACAGAUUCCUGAUUGCAUCUAAAAUUCAUUUAAUACCUUAAUAUUUUUCUAAAGUAUGUGAUUUGCAUGUAUAUUGUUACUGUGAUUCACCAUUAUUUGGUUAUUUUUAAUCAAAGUUAAUAUAAAGGAUGACUGAAUUCAUCUUGAAAAAGUGGUUUAAUGUUCAUUCAAAAACCCUGGAAAGGAUUGCCAUUAGCCAGAAUUGACUAGAUGGCACACAGUUAUUAUUGCACAAGUCCACACUUCAUGCUGCUAACAUGUACUGUAUAUUAUUGUCCCUUUAUAGACCUGAUAUAAUGAUCAGAAUAGGGGAUGUCUCACCUUAAAAUGACAAUGUGGACUUGCAACCCACUCCAAUCAUGAGCUGCUAUUGUUUAAAAUCAUAUAGCUCUUAUUAAUUCUGAAUAGUUUGUCUGUUUUAGGAGAGCAAUCUUGGUAAUUAGAGUAAUGUCCUAGUUAAGUAUGUACCGUAACUUACUAGAGACUUUAUUACCAAGCUUCAUCUUUAUUAUGUAGUGGGAGAGUUUAUUAGGGAUGUGGUGGUGCUGCGGAUUAAACUGCAGAAGCCUCCGUGUUGCAAGGUCAGAAGACCA